CUUCAUCCCCGUCGUGUCAGCACCGGAAAUCGCCUCGGUUUCGGUUCAGUCUUGUUGAAAUCUCAGCGGAAUGGAUGAAGCAGAGAAGCAAAACGAUCUGGAUGUCAGAAGGCUGAGUCUCAUCGACUUCUCUUGCGAGGAUGAUUGUCUCUUCACUUCGCCUAUAAUUCAUCCUAUGAACCCUAAAUCCUCAGAGAAGGGGGAUGAACGGAAAAGUGUCUGGUUAUCAGAGGAUUCCUUUUGUAACAAUGUUGAAAGAUCAGCAGACUUCCUUGAGAAGGUGGGAGAUGCUAGGGAACCAUUGGAGUCUUCGGAACCAGGAAAGGGAAGGAAAAGUGAAAAAUAUAAUUUGCGAAAAAGUUUAGCCUGGGAUAGUGCUUUCUUUACAAGUGAUGGUGUUUUGGAUUCAGAGGAGUUGUCUAGCAUGAUUGGUAGUGGCACUAAGAAAUGUGAAAAACAUAGAUUACCUGGAAUUCAAGAGGACGAAAACGGAUCUUGUGAUUCAUUGAUGCCAUUAGAGAGUGAUGCUUUGACAUUAGAAAGUCUUGAAGCUGAUUUGUUUGGAGAUAUAAGGGCAUCAAUACAGAAAUCUAGUAAAGCAUCUGAUAAUGCAAAUUCAAGCAUUAAAAUGGAAUCCAGAGCUGCUGAAACUGAAACCAUUUCAUCUUCAAAGAAGGCAGGCCCUGCUUCUCAGAAUAAGAUGAAGCUGAAAACUGCUCCAACGAAGCAUAGUGUUGGCAUGCAAGUAUCUGGCAAAUCAUUGAAGCAGAAUGUUGCAAGAACCAGAGAAUCACCUUCAUCUCUUCUCAAGCUGCCCAAAGUACAAAGUGGUGUCACUUCCAUCCCAAAAACAUCAAGCAAGAAGGAUUCAAUUGGGCCCAAGCAUGUCAAAAUAGAAAAGGAUGCAAGAAGUGGAAAUGUUGUACGGGCUCCAGCAUUGAAAACUCCUGCUGUUGGUGGUUCAAGAAACAUCAUUCCUAGGACUACACUGCAUUCAAGGUCUUCUUCCUACUCUUCAGUCUCAACCAAGGCAGAGCUGACAACUUCUUGUUCCUCACUUGAUAGUUGUGGCAGUGCUUCAUCUGGCAGCAUUACUAAAUCUCCUCUAAAUUCAAUGAAAAAGACAAGUAACUCAGGUACAAGCAAUAAUUCUUCAUUGGGUUCUCCUGACACAAAUCCAUCAAAAGUUGGAUCAAGAGGUAAAAUUCAGACAGGAAGUUCACAGCUCUCUGCUCUUCUGAAGUCAGCCAGUUCUCCCUCAUCUAGUGUGUCUUCUGCUAGCUCUGUAAGUGCUUCAGAUUCAUCAUUAUCACCAGUUUCUGCUGUCCAUCAAAGAUCUAGUGGUGCAAGGACUAGCAUUGGCACUGGUUCUUUCAAAGGGGUUAGCACAUCCGAAGAUGGUGCUCAGGCUAUUGCCUCACUUGGUGGACGUGUAAAGAUAGCUUCAGCUGGAACUGCUGGACUUGCUCAACCAGCUUCCAUGAAACCUUCAGGCCUCAGGAUGCCAUCACCAAAAAUUGGCUUCUUUGAUGGGGUGAGAUCAUCAGGAUGUUCUCCAAAGGCACUAUUGCAGCCUAGCAUACCCAGCAGCUUGCCUAAAUAUGGAGCAGGAACUGUUAACCCAAGUGGAAGCACUCACAGGGCAAACCCUGGAAGACCUCAAAUGGGUAGAACUCUAAACCGCAAACCAAAGCUCCAAAACUGACGUUAAGCUAACUUCUGGUGGAAACCCUAGAUCUUUGCCUCUUCAUGAAUUUCCAAAUGCUGUAAAAAAUGGUCCCUAGUUCUUCAAGAAACAUAAAAUACAGUUGCAGUUAUCCUAGUGUAUCUCCAAGUCAAAAUAAAUCAUCUCCCCGAAACAGGAGAAAGUCACUUGAAGGAUCUGGGAGUUGGAUCCAAAAGGAUGUACUGCAGCAAGAGAUGAUUUGAAUGUUGCUUCAGCUAACAAGAAUUAGGCUCUUGGUUUUCUAGAACUAGUACUGGGCCCUGAAAGUAGCAAUGCAGCUUGCUUGAAGGACACCAAGGUUGCUCCUCCUAAUGGAAGGCAUCAAGACUAUGGAACUGACAGCCACUCCUCUCUGAAGACUGAUAUAGAUUUACUUCACAAAACCAAGGAAAAGGAAGAAGCCGAUUAUGGUGCUCUUUCA
Rubroshorea leprosula is the source of this 2147-nucleotide messenger RNA. NCBI's taxonomy places the organism in Eukaryota, Viridiplantae, Streptophyta, Magnoliopsida, Malvales, Dipterocarpaceae. The record is from the annotation of a GenBank genome assembly.